AUGAUAAACUUGAGUGCCAACACCUAUGCAGCAACAAGCCACUCCCUUCAUCAUGAGCAAUUCCUAUUACUCCAGAUGAAGCACAACCUUGUUUUCAGCCCUCACAAAUCCAAAAAACUGGUUCAUUGGAAUCAAAGUGUGGAUUGUUGUCAAUGGAAUGGCAUAGCAUGCAGCAACAGCAGCAUUAUUGGUGUCGACUUGAGUGAAGAAUUCAUCACUGGAGGUCUUGAUAAUUCAAGUCUUUUCAAUCUGCAACACCUUCAGAACUUGAAUUUGGCUUACAAUGACUUCCAUUCUCCGAUUCCUUCAAACUUUGGCUUGCUAAAGAAUAUGAGGUAUUUGAACUUAUCAAAUGCCGGCUUUGAGGGGCAAAUUCCAAUUGAGAUUGCUCAUCUGACAAAGUUGGAUACUCUUGAUUUAUCAACAUCACUUGCCUCACAACAUCCUCUAAAACUUGAGAAUCCAAACAUGAAAAUGCUCAUGCAGAACCUUACAGAAAUCACAGAACUGUACCUGGAUGGUGUAAACGUAUCUGCUGUUGGAAAGGAGUGGUUAUAUGCCUUAUCUUCAUUGCCAAAGCUAAGAGUUCUGAGCAUGUCGUCCUGCAACCUCUCAGGACCAAUUGAUUCUUCAAUAUCAAAGCUUCAGUCACUCUCAGUCAUUCAACUGAGCAUGAAUAAUAUGUCAAGCCCUGUGCCAAAAUCCUUGGAAAAUCUCUCAAGUUUGACCACCCUGCAACUUAGCAGUUGUGGUUUGAUUGGUAUUUUUCCCAGCAGCAUCUUCCAAAUACAGAAGCUAAAAGUUGUUGAUAUAUCAGACAAUCAAGAUCUUCAAGGUUCCCUGCAAAACUUUCCACAAGAUGGAUAUCUCCAAACUCUGAAUCUUAGCUAUACAAAUUUCUCUGGACUAUUACCAGGUGCUAUUUCCAAAUUGAAGCAUUUGUCUAUGUUAGAUCUAUCUAACUGCCAGUUCAAUGGUACACUCCCUAUUUCAUUUUCAGGGCUCACUGAACUUGUUCACCUGGAUUUUUCAUUGAAUAGCUUCACUGGUCCUCUUCCAUCUCUCAACAUGUCCAGUAAACUCAUAUAUUUAUCCCUUUUUCGAAAUAAUUUUACUGGACCAAUUACAUCUACUCAUUGGGAGGGGCUCAGAAAUCUAACUAGCAUCAAUUUAGGUGAUAACACCUUCAAUGGAAAAGUUCCCUCAGCUCUCUUCACUCUUCCAUCUCUUCAGGAUCUUUUUCUUUCUCAUAAUGACUUUGAUGGUGUAUUGGAAGAAUUCCCACUUGCAUCGUACACCACCUUACAAUACGUUGAUUUGAGCAACAACAAAUUGCAAGGGUCCAUUCCCAUGUCUUUUUUUCAUCUUAGAAGUCUUGAAUUCCUCCAACUUUCAUCCAAUCAGUUUAAUGGCACUAUAAGGUUUGAUAUGUUUCAAAGGCUGCAAAAUCUGCACACGUUAGGCCUUUCACACAACAACUUAAUAGUUGAUACCACUUUCAAUGGUGAUCAGGGCCUUGCAUCGUUUCCCAGUUUUUCAUAUCUACUUUUGGCUUCUUGCAACUUGAAGAAAUUUCCUAAUUUCUUGAGAAAUCAAACGCAUUUAACUAGGCUAGACCUAUCCAACAACCAAAUUCAAGGAGUGAUACCCAAUUGGGUUUGGAGAUUUAAUAUUUUGAUUGCAUUGAAUCUUUCCAACAAUUUUCUAACAAGUGUGGAAGGACCCUUUGAAAAUCUUAGUUCUAAUCUUGAAUCGGUUGACCUCCACUCUAAUGAACUUAGUGGGUCUAUUCCCAUCUUCACAAAAAGUGCUACACAGUUAGAUUUCUCAAGAAAUAGAUUCAGCUUAAUCCCACCCAACAUGAAAGAGUAUGAUAAGAUCAAGAAAUAUAUGAAUUGUAUUUGA
Messenger RNA from Lotus japonicus, 1905 nucleotides. RefSeq names its product receptor-like protein 7. Lineage: Eukaryota; Viridiplantae; Streptophyta; Magnoliopsida; Fabales; Fabaceae. The coding region runs from base 1 to 1905 and encodes 634 amino acids. The transcript has a single exon. Gene Ontology annotation, molecular function: protein binding. The record is from RefSeq and is a predicted model, not a curated record.